This is a messenger RNA of Choloepus didactylus (southern two-toed sloth), 1185 nucleotides long. RefSeq names its product NADH:ubiquinone oxidoreductase complex assembly factor 3 (gene NDUFAF3). Bases 509 to 1063 code for a protein of 184 amino acids. The record is from RefSeq and is a predicted model, not a curated record. Gene Ontology annotation, biological process: mitochondrial respiratory chain complex I assembly. NCBI's taxonomy places the organism in Eukaryota, Metazoa, Chordata, Mammalia, Pilosa, Megalonychidae. Gene Ontology annotation, cellular component: mitochondrial inner membrane. The transcript has 5 exons.
GAUGACGGUUGGGAACGGGCGUGAUUUGGUGGUGAGGCAGGGAAACCUGACCUGUUAGCCUGCCCCCGGAACCUGACUCCCCAAAGCCCGGGAUUAGGGGCUCGCAAACUGUCAUCACGCCUUGGCCAGGUGUGCAAGACAUGACCAGGUGUGCGGCGGCCCCGCCCCGGGCCUCCGGAGCCCGGUGUAAUGGAUGAGACCCUGGGGGCCAAGCCACGAAGUGAGGCCCCGGCAGUCCUCUGAGGCGGGCGACACCGCCUGUUGCCCCGCUCCCCGGAGACGACCGGCGGGGUCCAGGGCGGAGCGGACGGCAGGUGCUGACACCUGAGCUGCACCGGGGGAGGGGCGCGCCGUCCUGGAACAGAUGGCUCUGGCCUGCCCCCUACACUUUUGUGCCGGCAAAAUUGCUUGGCGCCCUCCGGCCCUCAGGGGACGCUGUGGCCGCGCUGGGCUGGCUCCGCCACGACCCCGCUGAACCCGCGCCGGCCUCGCUUGGUGCGGAUCCGUCAUGGCCGCUGCCUUCGGCCUCCGCGGCCUGUACAGAGCGCGACCCGUCCUGCGCUUUCCUCCCUCGGAACUGCAAUGGGCGCCACGGCGUGGGCAUCGACUCACGCCGGCAGACGAUGAGCUGUAUCAGCGGACGCGCAUCUCGCUGCUGCAACGCGAAUCUCUGCACGCCAUGUACAUCGACAGCUAUAACAACCGCGGCUUUACGGUCAACGGAGACCGCGUGAUAGGGCCCUGCGCGCUGCUCCCGCAUUCGGUUGUGCAGUGGAACGUAGGAUCACACCAGGAUAUCACCGAAGAGAGCUUCUCUCUCUUCUGGAUGCUGGAGCCUCGGAUAGAGAUUGUGGUGGUGGGUACUGGAGACCGGACAGAACGACUGCAGCCUGAGAUACUGCAAGCAAUGAGGCAGCGGGGCAUAGCUGUGGAAGUGCAGGACACGCCCAAUGCCUGUGCCACCUUCAACUUCCUGUGUCAUGAAGGCCGUGUAACAGGAGCUGCUCUCAUCCCCCCACCUGGAGGGGCUGCAUUCACAUCUCUGGCCCAAGCUGUAGAAUGAACCACUGGGAAUUGACCUGCCUGUCUGCACAAGGGUGCAGGGGUUCCCAACCCUUUCACCAUCCUCUCCCUUUCUGCACUUGCUUGCGAUGCUAUUAAUAAUUUAUCAACUAAUCCUGUUUU